Messenger RNA from Amaranthus tricolor (Joseph's coat), 5235 nucleotides. RefSeq lists its product as uncharacterized. The transcript has 6 exons. Gene Ontology annotation, molecular function: nucleic acid binding; zinc ion binding. NCBI's taxonomy places the organism in Eukaryota, Viridiplantae, Streptophyta, Magnoliopsida, Caryophyllales, Amaranthaceae. The coding region runs from base 1 to 5235 and encodes 1744 amino acids. The record is from RefSeq and is a predicted model, not a curated record. Gene Ontology annotation, biological process: DNA integration.
AUGGUAUCAAAGACUGGGAACAGCACCAAGGACCUGAAGGAACAAGACAGUGCUUUGGACUUUUCAUCUACGCCAAAUGCACAUGGAACACAAGAGACCCCCAUGGAUACGCCUCAACAAUCAGUUAUGGGCCUAAAAACAACUAGCAAGACCAAGGAAACCAAGAAUAGCACAAGGAACAGCAACCAAGCUCCAACAGGACAGACAGGCUCCAAGAACAGAGCCACAGAGCUACCUAGCAAACAGCUGACCUUGGUGAACCGCCUGAGUUCAGACCGGGAUCACUUAGACCGGAAGGAGGGCUGGAAUGGCAUCUCUCUACAUGGGCCAAGCCACCAAGGGCCAAGGGUUGCGGAGCAGCCUUUUGGCCGGAGGGAAGUCUUGUCACGGAGUGGUUUGAGUUCUCAAAGGCACCCAGCAAUCAAGGUUUCAUCAUCCUUGCAUUGUUUCUAUCCUAGUUCGCUCAUAGUUCACGUUUCACGGUGUUUGUUUCCCCCUCAUCAGAAAAACAAGAAACUCUUUCUUGGUUGUUUGUCUGUCUCUGGUCGAAUGGAUAUGACCAUGGAGGAAAGAUUUGGGAUGUUAGAGGAAAGUAUGAGGUUAGUCAUACAAAAUUUGAAUCAGUUAAGGAUUGACCAUCAACAAGAUAGAACACAAAACCCUAAUUUGCGACCCUACGAGGAUAGAACUAUUAAGAUUGAUAUACCUGAAUUUGACGGCCAAUCUUAUGAUCCAGGAAGAUACCUAGAAUGGGAGGAUCGAAUGGACAAUUACUUUGAAUUCAAGAACACACCCCCAGACCAACAGUACAAGCUAGCCAAGAUCAAAUUGAUCAAAUCGGCUGCUAUAUGGUUAGAAGGACUCCAAAAACGUAGGAUUAGGGAAGAGAGGGGUAGGAUUAAUUCUUGGACCAAACUCAAGAAACACAUGAAAAGGAAAUAUGUCCCUACUUCAUACAAACAACAGCAAUACAUCCAACUAAAUGCCAUGAAACAGGGAACAAAAUCUGUGGAUGAGUAUAGAAAUGAGUGGGAAAGGUUGUAUGUGCUUUGUGACCCCCAUGAGACUGAAGAGAUGAGAGUGGGAAGGUUCAUAGCUGGGCUAAGGGAGGAAAUCAGGGAUAGACUUAUGACUACACCUGACCUCACAGUGCACAUAGCCAGUUUGCAGGCUGUUGAGAUUGAGAGACAAAUCAAUAGGGCAGCCCACUCCCAAACCAGAGGCACAAGGACCUACACCCCUAAGAAUGCGAGCACCAUCCCUACUCCUAAGAGAGAUAUCCAGAACAGUGGGCCAAGAACCAACACCACAAGAGUAGAACCACCCACAAACCCCAAGGAUGUGGUAUGUUUUAAAUGCAAUGGGAGAGGACACUAUAAGAGGGAUUGUCCUAAUGCUAGAGCCUUUACUAUGAGGGAGUGGAAUGAAAUUAGGCAAGAUACUAGGCCAAAGAAGAUCUUAGUUGCCCAGAAUGGUCAGGAAGAGGAGAUUCACCCCCCAAAUUUGAGUGAUGAUGAUGGCACCUAUAUAAGGGAUGAUGAGGGAAACUUACAGAGGUUUGAGGAGAGCACUGAAGAGAAUGAAAAUGAGGAGCUGGAGAGAGUGUUGCCUGAGGAGGAGCACCUGAGUCUGGUCAUUAGAAGGAGCUUUCACACCACACCCUUAGCCAAGAGGUCAGACCAGAGGGAAAACAUAUUCCAAACCAAGUGCAAAAUACAGGGGAAAGUGUGUGAUCUUAUUAUUGACAGUGGGAGUGAGUCCAACUGUGUGAGCAGGCAAUUAGUGACCGAGCUGAAUCUGGAUACCAAGCCUCACCCUCACCCUUAUAAGAUGAAGUGGCUUGACAACAAAGCAAGUGGGUCAGUGAGCAAGCAGUGCUUAGUGAGCUUAACCUUAGGGACUUAUGUUGAUGAAGUGAUGUGUGAUGUCUUAGACAUGGAUGCUUGCCAUUUAUUGCUUGGGAGACCUUGGCAAUAUGACAAAAAGACUACCCACAAUGGCUACACCAACACUUACACCCUCAAACAUGAUGGGAAAAAGAAGGAGUUGAUUCCCCUGCCCCCACACAGGGCUGUUCCCCCUAAACCAGCUAAGGCACCUAUACAUCUGAUGACUAGAAAGGAAUGUGAGAAGGAGAUUAAAAGCAGAAAGGAGCUAUACCUGUUGAUCAUGAAAGAAAUACAAAAUCAGCCCUCUAUACCCCCUGAGCUACAGAGUCUGCUUAAGCAAUUUGAGGAUGUUUUUCCAAGUGACUUACCACCUGGUCUUCCCCCUGUGAGAGGCAUAGAGCACCAGAUUGACCUUGUUCCAGGAGCUAGCCUACCUAAUAAGCCUGCCUACAGAUCCAACCCCAAGGAAACUGAGGAAUUACAGAGACAGGUCAAUGAGCUAAUACAAAGAGGCUAUGUUAGGGAGAGUUUAAGCCCAUGUGCUGUACCUACCCUGUUAGUGCCAAAGAAAGAUGGCACAUGGAGAAUGUGCAUUGAUAGCCGUAGCAUGAACAACAUAACCAUCAAGUAUAGGUUCCCUAUUCCUAGGAUUGAUGACAUUAUAGAUGAAUUGGGAGGCUCAGAAUGGUUUAGCAAGGUGGACCUAAGAAGUGGGUACCAUCAGAUUAGAAUGAAAACAGGGGAUAAGUGGAAAACUGCUUUCAAAACCAAGUAUGGGCUUUAUGAGUGGCUGGUGAUGCCCUUUGGUUUGACUGGAGCCCCAAGCACUUUCAUGAGGCUGAUGAAUGAGGUGCUUAGACCCUUCUUAGGGAAGUUCAUUGUAGUCUACCUGGAUGAUAUACUUGUUUACAGCAAGGGAGUCACAGAACACCUAGAUCACUUACAACAACUGUUUGAAGUAUUAAGGAAACAGAGGUUGUAUGCCAAGCUUGAAAAAUGUAGUUUCCUCCUACCUGAAGUGAGCUUUCUAGGUUACAUUAUAGGGAAGGAAGGAGUAAGAGUUGACCCUGCCAAGGUCCAGGCUAUACAAGAAUGGCCUACACCCACCACCUUGACACAAGUGAGAUCAUUCCAUGGGCUGGCUUCAUUUUAUAGAAGGUUCAUCAAAAAUUUCAGCUCUGUUUUAGCCCCAGUAACAGAAUGCACAAAACAGGGGAAAUUUGAGUGGACACCUGCUGCACAGAGGGCUUUUGAAACCCUCAAGGAGAUGAUGUGUAAGGCCCCCAUCUUGAAGCUUCCUGAUUUUACCAAACCAUUUGAGUUGGAAUGUGAUGCUAGUGGGGUGGGAAUUGGGGCUGUGCUUGUGCAGGAAGGGAGGCCUAUUGCCUUUUUCAACCAUGAGUCCUUGAAGCACAUCAAUAGCCAGCACAAACUGAACAGUAGGCAUGCUAGGUGGGUGGAGUUCAUGCAAACGUUUGAUUUCUCAGCUAGAUACAAGGUGGGAAUGACCAAUGUAAUAGCAGAUGCCCUUAGUAGGAAGCACAGCUUGCUUGGGAUAGUAGGAGCUAGGAUUUUAGGCUUUGAAUUCAUCAAAGAUCAAUACUCUGCUUGCUCUGAUUUCUCUGAAAUUUAUCAGUCUUGCAAAGACAGACCUCAAGGAUUAUUUAGCAUUCACCAAGGCUUUUUGUUCAAGGGUAAUAGGUUAUGCAUACCAAAGCUUCCCCUCAGAUCUGUUUUGGUAAAAGAGGUGCAUGAGGGAAGCAUAGCAGGCCAUUUUGGAAUACAGAAAACAUUAGAUAUGCUUGCUAAACACUUCUAUUGGCCCAAGAUGCUUGGCACAGUGGGCAAACAUGUUUUAAAAUGUGAGCCUUGCCUUAAGGCUAAGGUAACUUUUCACAAAGGGGAAUAUAUACCCUUACCUAUUGCACACAAGCCUUGGGAACACAUUAGUAUGGAUUUUGUGAUGGCUUUGCCUAAGACAAGAAGGGGAAAAGAUGCUAUAAUGGUUGUUGUAGAUAGAUUUUCAAAGAUGUCUCAUUUUAUUGCAUGCACUAAGAUAGAUGAUGCACAAAAUAUUGCAAAAUUGUUCUUUGCUGAAAUUGUGAGAUUGCAUGGCAUACCCAAAACUAUUGUUUCAGAUAGAGACAGUAAGUUCCUAAGCCAUUUUUGGAGGAGUUUGUGGAAGAUGUUGGGCACUAAACUAUUGUUUAGCACCGCUUACCACCCACAAACGGAUGGCCAAACAGAAGUCACUAAUAGGACUUUAGGUACUCUGCUCAGAAUUUUGGUAAAGGACAACAUUAGGGAAUGGGACUUAAAGCUUUGUCAUGCUGAAUUUGCAUAUAACAGAGCACCCAGUAAGCUACCAAAUUCUCACCAUUUGAAUGUCAAAGGAAUAGGAGCUGAGGAGAUGAUCAAGCAAAUGGAAGCAGUCCACAAGCAAGUGCAUGAUAACCUGGAAAGCACAAGUGCAAAGUACAAAAAGAAAGCAGACAAGCACAUGAGAAUCAAACAAGCCAUCAAAGAAGGAGAUCUUGUAUGGGUGUACCUGAGGAAAGAAAGAUUCCCCCAGCUCAGGAGGAACAAAUUGAUGCCCAGAGCCAUAGGUCCCUAUCCAGUAAAGAAGAAGUAUGGGGAGAAUGCAUUUGAAGUUCAGAUCCCAGCAGAGUACAAUAUCUCCCACACAUUCAACAUCGGAGAUUUGACUCUACAUGAACCUGCACAAGAAUUGAGGACAAUUCUCUCCCAAGAGGGAGGAGUUGAUACAAAUAUGGUAUCAAAGACUGGGAACAGCACCAAGGACAUGAAGGAACAAGACAGUGCUUUGGACUUUUCAUCUACGCCAAAUGCACAUGGAACACAAGAGACCCCCAUGGAUACGCCUCAACAAUCAGUUAUGGGCCUAAAAACAACUAGCAAGACCAAGGAAACCAAGAAUAGCACAAGGAACAGCAACCAAGCUCCAACAGGACAGACAGGCUCCAAGAACAGAGCCACAGAGCUACCUAGCAAACAGCUGACCUUGGUGAACCGCCUGAGUUCAGACCGGGAUCACUUAGACCGGAAGGAGGGCUGGAAUGGCAUCUCUCUACAUGGGCCAAGCCACCAAGGGCCAAGGGUUGCGGAGCAGCCUUUUGGCCGGAGGGAAGUCUUGUCACGGAGUGGUUUGAGUUCUCAAAGGCACCCAGCAAUCAAGGUUUCAUCAUCCUUGCAUUGUUUCUAUCCUAGUUCGCUCAUAGUUCACGUUUCACGGUGUUUGUUUCCCCCUCAUCAGAAAAACAAGAAACUCUUUCUUGGUUGUUUGUGUGAGUCAGUGUGUGUGUUCAUUGGAUUUCUGAGUGUUUGA